Messenger RNA from Neoarius graeffei (lesser salmon catfish), 2260 nucleotides. RefSeq lists its product as uncharacterized. The record is from RefSeq and is a predicted model, not a curated record. Gene Ontology annotation, molecular function: protein kinase A binding. Gene Ontology annotation, biological process: intracellular protein localization. The coding region runs from base 87 to 1997 and encodes 636 amino acids. Lineage: Eukaryota; Metazoa; Chordata; Actinopteri; Siluriformes; Ariidae. Gene Ontology annotation, cellular component: cytoplasm. The transcript has 4 exons.
ACGUAGGCUCCUGAAAGCAACUGUAACCCCAUUUGCACUUCUGCAUAGUCUCACAUCUGCAUCAAAUACAACUUUCUUGUCUGAAGAUGAUGACUGAAGACUGGUUGCACAGUAGAGUGAAACUUUGUCAGCUGAUCACUGGUCCAAUUGUUGAUUCAUCUAAUGUCCAGGAUUCAGUAGAAGUGGUGAUUAACACCCAGUCAUAUCCUCAACCUCACUAUAAUCCAUCCUCGAUUCUCUUGACACUGGAGACUUUCAGCGGUGCCUUCGAUGAAUUACAAGGCAGGAGAUCAGAUGUGAAGAUGAACUACAUGGAUCAGAAUGCUCUUGGACCCAAGCCAGUUCAGACAGAUGUUGUUAACCACUUUGCUGAGAUGUUAUCUGAAGACAUACUGGAUGCAGCUGUGAGGAUCCAAGACACUCAGACCACUAAAGAUGGUGACAUCAGUCAAAGAAGUGAGGUGAACAGGUGGACAAUGAGUGAUCACGAAAAGCUAGCAAAGAGGCUAGCAGCUGAGAUCUAUAGUAAUGCACUGGAAGAACUAGCCAGGCAUGGCUUCUCUGCUGGUAGGAAAUAUGAUGAACAUCCAGAAAUCUACAGUGAGCCUGCAUCCUACCUUUGUUCCUCUAUGCAUGACUGUGACGAAGAAGGAUCUGCAAUGGAAAUAGAUAAUAGCUAUCACAGAAGAUCGACCAUCAAUCCCACCACUCUGGAUGAUAUGGCCCAUCUGGGCUCCCUUGACUACCCUGAUGCUCCUCCAAGUACGCCAUUACUGCCAGAGAUGAUGAAGAGCCGUUCAAGCUUCACCAGGAAGCUGAAAGGUGGUCUUGCUAAAGAGUUCCUACCUUCAACCCCUCCACCUACCCCUAAAGAUCAACAAUCUCUGUUGGAGGACAAAAUGACUGACAGCACUGGAGACAAAUCAGAGUUUAUGGUUCGGUUGAUACGUUCGCUCUCACUAGCGUGCUCACAGCUUGGGGAAGAUAAUGGCACAGAAAAAGAAAACAGGUUUCAGAGUGAGAUUUCAGACUAUGCGGCACAGCUCUCAGCAGAGAUCGUCCACUGCAUCACUGUAGCCCAAGCAGGCAGUAAUAGAAAUAUAGAAACGCCCGUCAGAGAUGUGCAGGUCCUGGCUGACCACCUGGCAGAGGAGCUCAUUAUGACAUCUAUAGCAGAGGUUAUGAGGAGCAAGAGAGAGGACAGAACAAGCCAAGAAAUCCCAUCUCAUUUUGAGAACACAACCCAAGCUUCGAGUGAUACCUUAUUGUCAGAGUCGACCCCAGAUAUUCCUCCUCUGGAGGCUCUGAGAGCUAUGGCUGGCACAUUAAUCACUGACACACUGAUCCAGGCUUUCUCUGAGCUUGGAACUGAUUCAUUACAACAUGCCACAAGCAAACAGCUACCUGAUCCAGCAUCAGAACCAGUGCCAUGGGAACAAGGGAAUGAUCAAUAUUUAAAUAUGGGUUUGCAUAUCACAAACUCCCAUCAAAUCCAAACCAAUGGAAGCUCUAAUGUGGAAUCAGAGACUAAUUAUAUCUCACUUGACUCCAGAACAGGGACAGUAGAGCACAUUUUUGCUGAGAAGAUUGUGCAUGAAGUGCUCAAGUGCUCCACAAGAGAAGCUUCAAACUGUCACUUAAAAAGCAGACAAAUAUCCGUUAAUUCAGAUCGACAGAGUUCCUCAGUAGCAUCACACGCUGUAAUGAGGGCCUUCAUAUCCGAAACAUUCUGCCGUGAUACACAGGAGCUGCAGUGUAUCCUGCUGUGGGCUGUAGCGUCUCAAAUGGGAGCUUCCACGUUACAGAUCGACCUUACUGACACACACAUUCAGCAACAGCUCUACAGUGUUUCGCUGCAAGCUCAGUUUCACGGCUGGACCGUGGGCCAUAUGAUGACAUCUCUCUUCCAAUACUGUGAAGAUCUCCAGACUGCCAGCAGAGGGCACUCUAAGAUUUCCACCUCUCUCCUGGGGCAUCUCCUGCUCACACAAUCAUGAGCUGCAUGGCUCUGGACUAAAGCUUGAGUCCAUUAGGACUGACUAUCAGUCUAAAAAAAGAUUCUCUGUUACUUUGGAUUGAUAUGUGAUUGACACAGUGUCAUGUGAAAUCUGUAGAUGGAAAUGAAUAUUGAUGAACUGCAUCAAAUGAGUAAAAGAGCAGGCUAAUAAAAAAAAAAACUGGAUUCAACUUAACAUAACACCCAUCUAUCUGUAGUCUGUCCUGGAGUAAGCCUUUUCUGAUUAAAAUCUGACAAAAUGUG